AUUGAGUGAAUGAAAAAAAGUCAGAGUUUUUAUUAUUAGUUAAUAUGAAAACAAUAUUUGACUCAUAAUUAGAGACAAUAUUAUUGAUGUUUGAGUGACCACUUCGGUAGUACCGAUAGUCCACUGGUUAUGGAUUUGUCACAAAAUAACUGUUUUUGUAUUUUUUGCUCAAAAACUGAUAUUUUCAAAAGCGAUGUAAAACCACACAUAUAUAUGACACACGUUAAACAUAGAGUGGAUUCAAGAUUUGAUCAUAUGUUGGAUCAAUUGAUCAACUAUUGUAAUCAAUUGAAUGAUACCAUUAAGAGAUCACAUAAUAGUCGACAGUAUUUGCCAUCAAAUAACGUAAAAGGUUUGGUCAUUGGUUGCAAUGUUUGCGAUAAUAUUAUCAGUCAUUACAAACUCGACUCAUUUGAUCGGGUAAUCAAACCGUUUAAAAAUGAAUGUAUUUGCGGAAAAUCGGACAAAAGGUCAGAUUUGGUGACCUGUGGGCAAUGCGGACACUCAUUACAUUUGCAAUGCUAUGACCACAACAUUAUGGACAAAGAUGUAAACAAUGAUUAUUUAUGUAAAUAUUGUACGACUCGUAACUUCAACAUUGAAUUAACCACUGAUUUGUCGCCUAUGGAUGUGUUGAGCCAUUGGAGACAACAUAUGAAUUACAAUCCAUUCAAAUGUUGUGUUGUCUCACAAUCAAAGAAAUGCGACCAAAGAUUUCAUUCGUUAUCAUCUUUUGUUUAUCACUUGAAGACAAUACAUAAAUGGCAGAAACAGAUGAUCACAAAAGAGAAUGUAAAAGAAAAUUUUGUUUUUGAACCGUUUGAUGACUUAGAGGACCAUUUGACACAAAAUAAAGUCAAUUGUAUCUUUGAUUUGGAGUGGACCUCCUAUUGUGCUGACCCAACAAAUAAAGAAUCAGAUAUUAAUUUUAAUUCUUCCACAAAUAAUUUAUCAAAUUGUGAUAAUAGAAGUGUCUCCUCAAUACAAGUGAGACCAAUAGUUUCACCUGUUUUGGYAACAAAUGCCAAAAAAUCUCAUUUGGACAGUCCGUCGACAAGUCAACGAUCAUUACAGAAGAGCGAUUCAACUAUUCGUUGGACUACUUCACUUCAAAAGUCGUCAUCAAUGGUUAAUAAUCCAACAAAUAGUAGCAAUAAAAAGACACACUCCUGGCUCAAUGCAUAUCCAAAAACCAUACAUCGCAUUAUAAAAGAUAUUGAAAAUUUAGCCUUAAUUGGACACCAAUGGCUAAACAAUCCAAAAUCAUAUCAAUAUAAAUAUUUCGUUGAAAGACUUAUUGAAAUUGAAGCAAAUGAAGACUUUCAAGAGAACAUUGCGAAACGGGAGAUAAUUUAUGAUCACUUUAGCAAAAAAUUAAAGAUUGAUAAACAAAGAUUGUUGGAAAUACUUUUUAAAGCAGUUUGUGAUAAAAUUAUUAAAGAAAAAAAGACAAAAAUWAAAACAAUUAUAUUGAAACAUAUGAAACAAUCGUUUAGUACAUCAAGUCAUACAAAAAAGUUUCAAAUAAGUGAUGAAUUAAUUGAUUUAUUAAAUGAAUUGUGUGAAACUAAACUAAAACUAUAUCAGAGAUUACCAAAAUCAAGAAAAGAUAAAAUAACUGAAUAUCAAUAUCUAAUUGAGUUUUUGGAUCAACAAAUUAUACCUCUUUGGCCGAAAGGACUAAUGAAUCGCCAAACAUUAUCAUUAGUUAUUAACAACUUUCCCAAUAGUAAUACAGUAGAAAAUAACUCAAACAAUUCAACAGAUCCUGAAGUUAUUGAUUUAUGUGACGAUUCUUCAGAUGAUGGACAACUUAGUGAUGAUAAUGUAUCAAAUAGUGGACAACAAGACAAUACAAGUGAAGUAAAUGAUUUACAUGAAAGUGUUACAAAUUUAGUUACCGGUAAUUGUACUGUUAAUGAACAACAAAGUGAUGAAAAUCAAAAUAUUAAUGAACAGUCAAAUAAUAUGAAUAAAGACGAACAACUAAUUAAUGAUAAAACUAAUAGUAGUAAUGAUAUGGACUCUAAUUCUAAUGCAAAUCAAACAGAUUAUAUAACUGAUAUCAUGAAUGAAUCAUAUGAUGAAACAUUGAUUGAAUUGAAUGAUGAAUUAUCUAAUGAUAAUUUGGUGGUUAAUGAAUCAAAUUUAACAAAAAUUUGGAAAAGUUUUAGCAAAUUAUGUACCAAAAUGGGACACAUUUCGUGUGUUUAUUGUUUUGCUUUUGAUAGAACAGGCAAAUAUGCGUUUACGGCUUCUGAUGACUUCCUCAUAAAGAUUUGGUCCACAAAUGAUGGGCGCCUUAUAUCCACACUUCGUGGACAUGUUUACGAAAUAACAGAUAUUGCUGUUAAUUAUGAGAACACUUUAUUAGCUUCGGGUGAUAUAAAUUAUUUAAUAUUUAUUUGGUGUUUGAAAAGCRCACAAUCAUUAUAUGUACUCAAAGGACACACCCAACAAAUAACUUCACUAAAAUUUUGUCCGUUAUCUCAAAUUAUCGAAAGUCGUUAUUUGAUGUCUACAGGGGAUGACGGGAGGAUCUGCUUCUGGAAAUAUAAUACAAUGACUAAAGUGUUUAAAACAGAACCGGAUUCUCAACUAAUUGAACAACACUUUAAGCGCUCUGGUAUUGCUUGUUCUUCAUUUUCAUCUGGUGGUCAUCUAUUGGCUGUUGGUUCCACAGAUUUUUAUGUUACUAUUUUUAAAGUGGACGCCAUUAAGGGUCCAAAAAAAUUAACUUCUAUGAAAUAUCAUUCGGCACAUGUGGACAGAAUCUAUUUUAGUCACAAUAGUCUGUCAUUUGCUACUUCAAGUAGAAAUGUAUGGAUUGAAAAAAAUAUUGAUAAAGACAAUGCUUUUAUCUGGAGGUUCGAGAAAAACUCUUGGARAGUGAUUCCCAUAAAAGUUUAUACAGAACUUAACGGAAAACACAUUUAUAAGAGAUUGGUUGUUGAGAUGCAGUGGAGUCAAGACGAUCAAUACAUCAUAACAUCUUUGACUGAUUUCUCAAUAAAAGUCUGGAAUUCAAAUGAUGGCCAAUUAGUUCACACAUUAAGACAACACACCGAUGAAGUUCAUGUCAUCCAAAGUCAUCCCAUUUAUUCACAURUAUUUUUAUCAGCCGGUUAUGACUCGAAAGCUGUUAUUUGGAACUUGAAAAAGGGUCGACUCAUUAAAUCGUUUACUGGUGAGAAAGGCAGAGCUAUAUUGGACGCCGCUUUUACUGCCGAUGGAACUAUGUUUGGUGUSACCACAUGUUACGGACAAUUAUCUCUUUUUGGUCUUAAUUCACAAAACUCCUACAAAGAUAUUCCCGAUGAACUGUUUUUUCAUAAUGAUUAUCAUCCAAUUAAACAAUUAGCUAAUAAAUUAUCAUUUAUUGAUGAAGAAACUCAAUUAGAUCCUCAUUUAUUGCCCAUACCAUUCCUGGUUAAUAUUAAUGGCAAUCAAUAUUUACCACAAUUUCAACGAUUAGUUCCUGGAAGGGAACAAACCAAAGCUCAUCAAAACGAGCCUUUCAUUUGUAAAAUAAAUGGCAAUAAAAAAGUUUUAGGUCUUGUCUUAAAYCCUUUGUCACCAAAUAAAUCAAUGAAUCGGAAAAAGAAAACAAACAUUGAAAACAAAGUAAACGAUUUGAUAGAAAUCCUUGAUUUUAUGACUCGUUCGCAAAUGUUUGACAGUGUUUUUGGUAAAUAUAUUAAUAUAAUGAGUACAAAAUCAAGCAAAGAAUUUCAAGACUUUAUAGAUCGUCUUUUAUUAGCAAUUAAUCAGGACUUAAAUACUGCAGACUAUUAUACAAAAUCUAAUGAAUUGAUCCGAUAUCCACCAUCAGAGCUCAUUAUUCCUAUACUUAAUCAUUGUCUGCCAUUUUUUGUACCCGAAACUAGUGAUAAAAUAUUAAGUGAUUCAAUAUCAAUGAAAACAAAAUUUAAAAUAUUGAAAGGAUUGGAUAAAAACGAUGAAACAGAUGAGUUGUCGAUACCAAAUGAUCCGUCAAUAUUAUCAUUGGACUCAUUUCAACCCAAAUCUACAUUUUUUUCAAAUACAUUGAUUGAAUCAUCUGAUGAUAGCAUAUCUUUUAGUGAUAAUCUUAAAGAAUGUUUUAAAUGUCUUUACGUUACUUUACUCUUAGCAAGUAUUCAACCGAAAGAAAUUAAUAUCAAAGUUGUAUCCCUURUCAAGGGUUUGAUGGAUGAAACCGUCAAAACUGACCAAUUUAUUGAACAAAUUACACAAAUUUUAGAUAUGAAUAUAACUAUUGAUAAUUAUUCACUUCAUCUAAAAGAAAUACUACCUGAACUCAAAUAUUAUCUCAAUAAAGAUCUGCUUUAUUUAAAUGGUAUCAAUAAUGUGCCAUUAUUUGCACCAAAAGGUUUAGCGGUUUCAGUUGCCAACCAUUUAGAGCAUGACUACUGUAACGGUAGAUUUGAGGAAAGUGYUGAUAAGCGUACAUUAUAUCUACGCGAUCUUACAGCUAAUCCAACKUCAUUUAGAGAGAAAGGCUGGAAAGUGGCUGAAACACAACUUCGACAACGACCUGGUCAUUGGCUUUCAUUUGAUUUUAACGYUACGUGGGAUCAACUCUGGUCACAGAGAGACGCAGUCAUACAAUUAAACAAAGAACAGAUUGAAGAGAUUAAUAAUGAGCUCAAACAAAAAGAAAUAAAAGAAAUAGAGUUUCUUAAAGAGUUUUUAGACAAUAAUGAACAACAAAAUAAUAGCAACGAAUUAGUGCCCGAAUUAAGUAAUUCACAAUUAAACGAUACACUAGACAAUCAAAUUAUUAAUAAUGAAAUUGAUAUGAAUGGUUCAUCACCACAAUCACCCACUUCUUCGGAGGWAUCAAAAACAAAAGGACAAAAGUUGGACCUUUGGAUMCAAAAAUAUGAAGUGCCAACAGUAUCACAAUCUACCCGUUCAAAAACAAAAGCCACUAAAUCUAGUGGUAGACGACAAUUACCACAAACACCGGCUAACUCUACCCGUUCUAAACAUAAUUUAGAAGAAUUCUAUGAUGAGAUGUCGAGUAAUAGUAAAUUAAAUUAUACGCAAAUUCGAACUUAUUCGAGAUUAACUAAUCUCACGAAAUCAAACUCACUGAUCCAAUCAGUCUCUAAUAAUAAUAAUAAUAACAUUAUGGAUAGCGAACCCAUGUCACCCGAAUCUGAUCUAAUGGACAUGGACAGUGAGACAGAGACAGAUAAUGGACAGUCAGAUGAUGAUAGUGAACCGGCAGCUAAAAAAUCUAGACUUGAAAACAAAUCGACGGACUUAGCUAAUGAUAAUCAAUUAAAUGCUGAAAAUAAUGUUGAGUUAAGUGUAUCUGAAACUCAAUCAAAAUCAGUUGAAGAACAGAAUCAUUCACGUAGUGAUCAGUUAGAUCUUAUUAUUAGUACAUUUAAUAAUUUUGUCGAUAAAAUGGCUAAUAARGAGAGCAACGAAAGCUCAGAGAAAGUAUUGAUGUCUACAACGACACCCAUAAUAACAGAAAGUACAGAAACGACAAUAACAUUGACAGCAAAAGAUGUGGAAAAGACAUUAAAUUUGGAAAAUUUAGAGCAAACUGUCAGUAAAACUAUAGAUAUAAUUGAAUCGCAAUACAAGACAAUUAUUACUAAACAAGUCGUUUGUGAUAUAGAAACGCAAACAGAAAAUAUUGAUAUUAAACCAGUUAUCAAAUCCGAAUCAAUUGAUAUGAAAGUGAAGAAAGAGUUUUUCUAUUUAUGUAUAUUUUGUCGACAAUUGAUAACAUUUUUUCAUCGAAAGGAAGCCUUCGAUCACUUGAAGAGUCAUUUGGCAGCAGUUAUCAGAUGUGAUAUAUGUUCAGUCAAUUUUGCAAACAUGAAAGCCUUUCGCACUCAUAAUAAACAGCAUUCAAUUAGUGAGAAAAAUGUUGUCAAUAUUCGCAACUUUUGUCUCUCAAUUGAUUGGAUCGAAUCAUUUCUGAACUUUCAAAUGACUGAUACUUUUAAGAAAUUGAUCCGUCGUUACGAUGGCUUUUGUCCAGUUUGUCAGUCUUUAAAACUAUGCAAUUAUCAACCGUUAAUCAAUGAUAAAGCAAACAAUGGACAUACCAUUCAGCAACACAUUCGUCUUCAUUUAAAUUGUGAUAAAGUAUUUGAGUGUAAGACAUGUUUGAAAUCGUCAAGCGAUACGAAAAAAUAUUUUUUCGGUACUACCGAUGCACACAGUCAUGUGUUAACUGAACAUCGGAUCAAAUUAGACACCGAUACAAGUUUGGCCACACAUUAUAAUAAAGUUGAAACAUUGAGUCCAAACUUAGACGAACACAUAAAGUUUUGCAUUGAUAUUAACAAUAGUAUUGACGAUUUGUAUGAAAUAAAUUCAAUUGACUAAGUUUUUAUUGUUGUGAUAUAAAUGUCAACAAUUA
This is a messenger RNA of Oppia nitens, 6391 nucleotides long. RefSeq lists its product as uncharacterized. The transcript has 13 exons. Lineage: Eukaryota; Metazoa; Arthropoda; Arachnida; Sarcoptiformes; Oppiidae. Gene Ontology annotation, biological process: regulation of cell shape; cytoskeleton organization; regulation of transcription by RNA polymerase II. The record is from RefSeq and is a predicted model, not a curated record. The coding region runs from base 130 to 6357 and encodes 2075 amino acids. Gene Ontology annotation, molecular function: protein binding. Gene Ontology annotation, cellular component: nucleus.